AUGCCAACUAUUGCAGUGCAAACAGCCAAUGGCGAGAUUGAUUCCGAAGACCAUGUAGCCGAUCGUCUCAAUGCUCCACCACAACGAACACGACACAUCCAAGGUGGAAACAGUAUCGACGCAUGUCCCAUUUGCAGUGAACGACCUGGUUUUCCUCUCGUUCCACCUUUGAACUUUGCCAUGGUGGCUCCUGGUGUUUAUCGUUCCGGUCAUCCCAAUCGACAAAACUUUUCCUUUUUACGAAAGCUUGGGUUGAAAACCAUCAUGUACUUGGCUAUGGAGGAUUAUCCACCCGAGAUGAAGCAUUUCGUUGAACACGAAGGGAUCGAAGUUUUGCAUUACAGGAUGGAGGGCAACAAGGAACCAUUUGUGGAGAUCAACUCGGAUGAUAUCAAUCAUGCACUCACAAGGUUAUUGGAUGAUCGUAGCCAUCCAGUGCUGAUCCAUUGUCUGAAAGGGAAGCACCGUAUCGGAUGUCUUAUUGGUUGUUUACGCAAGAUCCAAAGAUGGUCAAUGACUUCUAUAUUUGAUGAAUACCGCAAAUUUGCAGAUACCAAAGUGCUUGCUGAUCAAGAGUUUAUUGAAACGUUUGAUCAUGAAAAAGUACAAUUUGAUCCCAAAUAUCAGCCCGAAUGGUUAUGA
Molecule: messenger RNA, 642 nt
Organism: Lichtheimia ornata
Lineage: Eukaryota; Fungi; Mucoromycota; Mucoromycetes; Mucorales; Lichtheimiaceae
Exons: 5
Coding region: 1-642 (213 amino acids)
Biological process (GO): protein dephosphorylation
Cellular component (GO): cytoplasm
Molecular function (GO): phosphatase activity; inositol diphosphate tetrakisphosphate diphosphatase activity
Source: RefSeq, a predicted model, not a curated record